Messenger RNA from Hevea brasiliensis (rubber tree), 669 nucleotides. Its product is annotated as mitogen-activated protein kinase kinase kinase 20-like. The record is from RefSeq and is a predicted model, not a curated record. The transcript has 4 exons. Gene Ontology annotation, biological process: protein phosphorylation. Bases 1 to 669 code for a protein of 222 amino acids. Gene Ontology annotation, molecular function: ATP binding; protein kinase activity. NCBI's taxonomy places the organism in Eukaryota, Viridiplantae, Streptophyta, Magnoliopsida, Malpighiales, Euphorbiaceae.
AUGCUGAAUUUAUUACAUCCCAGGAAAAUUAUAGGAACCCUGGCUGCUCCUAUAAAGAAAUCUGGUGGCCAUGUGUUGCUCGAGUGCGAUGUGAAGAGAUACACAAGGUCUCUUCUUCAAGGCAUUGCUUAUAUUCAUAGCCAUGGUUAUGGGCAUUGCGAUUUGAAGCCUGAGAAUGUGCUGCUUGUGCCCACCGAAAGUGUUGAAUUUGCGCCUAAGGAGCCUUCCUCAGAUAUUUGGGCUUUUGGGUGCAUUGUUUUCGAGAUGUUCUUGGGGAAGUCAGUCAGUGAUACAUAUGAGUUGCUUAAAAUUCCUUCUGAGAUAUCGAAGGAUGGGAAGGAUUUCUUGAAAGGGUGUCUAGUGAAGAAAGCUACAUUUAGAUUCACUGCUGAAAUGCUAUUGAAUCAUCCUUUUGUGUCAGGAUUGGAUAACAUAAAAGGCAGUGAAUUUGGGAAGAUUUUGGAUGAAGGGUGGAUGGACUCUAUUGUCACAUUGUCUGAUGUUGGAAAUGAAUUUGUAUCCUUGAAUUUACCGAAUCAGCAGUCCAAGGAAGUAGUACUCCAAUGUGCCAUGAUUGACAAAGAUGUUUUUGAAUCACCAACACAGGAUUCAUCAAAUCUGGUGGAGCAGUGUCCAGCUGUCUUCUUCAUUCCUUCAGGUGCACAUUGA